GAACUUGGUGAUGCUCCAGAGUACAGCGCCAAGGCUUGGACCUCAGUCAAGUACACCCUGGGACUGUCAUUUCCUAACCUUCCUUAUUACAUUGAUGGGGAUACGAAGAUCAGUCAGAGUAAUGCAAUACUUCGUCAUAUAGCAAGGAAACAUGAUUUGUGUGGCACAUCUGAAGAAGAGAAAGUAAUGGUGGAUGUUGCAGAAAACCAGCUCAUGGAUUUCCGCAAAAAGUUUACUGGAUUGUGUUAUAAUCAGAACUUUGAAACAUUGAAAGAGAACUACCUUAAUGAUGUCAAGCCUAUAAUUAAACAAUUUGCUGAAUUUUUGGGAGAAAAGAAAUUUAUAACUGGAGAUAAGAUAACGUUUGUUGAUUUUAUCCUGUAUGAAAUAAUGGAUGAACACCAAAUUUUCGAUAGUACUUUGUUGGAGCCACACAAAAACCUUAAGGAUUUCUUGAAACGCAUUGAGGAACUACCUACCAUUGCGGCCUAUCUCAAGUCAGACAGGUUUAAACCUCGUCCUAUUAACAACAAGAUGGCAAAAUUCAAGUAACUUGCGGUGAAAAGCGGGAUGAAAACCAAGCUUUCUGCCCUUUUAGCUUAGUUAUGUAGAUUUGUAUUGGUGAGAAAUAAAGUUAUCGUAGUCUGCACACAAGACUAACUGA
Pocillopora damicornis (cauliflower coral) is the source of this 664-nucleotide messenger RNA. Its product is annotated as glutathione S-transferase Mu 2. The record is from RefSeq and is a predicted model, not a curated record. Gene Ontology annotation, molecular function: glutathione transferase activity. Gene Ontology annotation, biological process: glutathione metabolic process. NCBI's taxonomy places the organism in Eukaryota, Metazoa, Cnidaria, Anthozoa, Scleractinia, Pocilloporidae.